ACAAAUUUCCCAACAUUUACUUUUGGACUUUGUCAGCAUACAACGUCCUUACUUCGUCCAUAUAUUAUUUCUUGAAUUCUUGCCAAUUUUUGGAUGUCAGCUGUUAUCAAGCACCGGUACUUAUCAAUACAAAGAACAUGUUAACAAAGAAAGAAGCGAUCAAAUUCCUUGAAGAUUCUUGGGAAAUGAAAGAUGUGGCAGAAGAAAUACAGAAUGACCGUGAAAAAUUUCUAAACAAACUGAUUGUAACCGUUCAUGAGAGGGUGCCAUUUCAUCUUUUUUUCAUAUGUAAUCUUGCAUAUAUGCCUCCAGAAACACGAAAGCUGCCCACAUUAGAUGAAGGUGAUCACAUUUGUAUGUCAGGGGAUGGUGGCAAUUGUACAAUUGUCAACUUGUUUAUUUCACGACUCCUAACAGCUCUCGGAUUUUCUAACUUUGUUUGCCGAGCAUAUGUAACAAGCAGUUCUCUUAAUUUCCAUGCAAUUGUGAUUGUAAAAGAUCUCAUUAAUGCAGGUGACCAUCACCUUGUUGACUGCAGUUUAGGCCUGCCUGCAUUUGAAGCAAUUCCAUUAAAUUUUAACAAGGAAUCACCUGUUUACCAGAAUUCAUUUCUUGAAUAUAAGUUUAUCAAACAUGAUGGUAAAAUUCUUCGCAUGCAUGGUAAAGGAGAUCUGAUGGUCCGUAAUGAUCCACCAAAAGAGCUUGAUUUUAUUCAAGGAAAAUGGAGAAGAUUCUAUGAAUUUAAUAUUGAGGAUAUGACAGAAUGCCAAACAUUUGCAGAUUCGCUUCCUCAGGUUUUAUCUCGUUUCCUUCGCAAGGUUGACCCACGUGCAGCCAGAUACCCUGCUGGCAAAACUGUUAUGCUAUUUGGUGAUAUUUUGUAUGUUCAAAAUGAAGACAAGACACUGAAAAAAAUUAUUUUGAAAUCGAAAGAAGAAAUAUUUCAAGCAUUUGAGGAUUAUUUUCCCAGCAUAAACAAAGAACUAAUCAAGCAAGCUUAUUCAACAUGGCACAAGUCAAAAUUAUGAAUAGACAUUCAUAUUUUAGACAGUAUAAUCUUAUAAUUCUUUUAAGCUACCAUAAACUGUUCAUAAUCAAUGCCUGACAGUACCCAAACAUGGAAAGUAUAACCAUAUAGAAUUAGAAAGAAUUAACAUGGAAGGUCAUGGAUGAUUUGAUGUGUAAUAGUCAGCAAAAGAUAUAUUAUGUAAAAUAGGGCUGCUACUCUUGUUUUACCAAAGUAA
Dendronephthya gigantea is the source of this 1244-nucleotide messenger RNA. RefSeq lists its product as uncharacterized. NCBI's taxonomy places the organism in Eukaryota, Metazoa, Cnidaria, Anthozoa, Malacalcyonacea, Nephtheidae. The transcript is spliced from 2 exons. Bases 138 to 1028 code for a protein of 296 amino acids. The record is from RefSeq and is a predicted model, not a curated record. Gene Ontology annotation, molecular function: acetyltransferase activity.